This is a messenger RNA of Neltuma alba, 613 nucleotides long. Its product is annotated as TMV resistance protein N-like. The record is from RefSeq and is a predicted model, not a curated record. NCBI's taxonomy places the organism in Eukaryota, Viridiplantae, Streptophyta, Magnoliopsida, Fabales, Fabaceae. Gene Ontology annotation, biological process: signal transduction. Bases 59 to 568 code for a protein of 169 amino acids. The transcript has a single exon.
AUAUCUUGUGAUCCGUUAAGCGUUUUUAUCGGCCUCCCUCUGAUUCCCUCAAUAAACGAUGGCUUCUUCUUCUUCUUCUUCUUCAACUUCGUCCACAGCACCAGCAUGGACUUACGACGUGUUGUUGAGCUUCAGAGGCGCAGACACUCGUCAUGGUUUCACUUCUGAUCUUUAUAACGCCCUAAGACAGUCAGGAAUCCAUGCUUUCAUGGACCGUCCAGGGAUUGAAAGCGGAGACGACAUCUACGGUUCAUUGUUUCAGGCAAUUGAAAGAUCACGAAUUGCGUUGGUUAUUUUCUCUGAAAAUUAUGCUUCUUCCGGGUGGUGUCUGAAUGAGCUGUUGCACAUAAUGGAGUGUCGAACACGUCUAGCCCAGGUGGUUAUACCCAUAUUCUAUGGAGUAGAUCCGUCUGAUGUUCGUCAUCAGACAGGCACAUGUGGUGAAGCAAUGGAACGACACGAGCAAUGGUUCAGAACGAUAGGGAAUACUGAUCGGGUUUUGCGAUGGAGGAAGGCACUCAGGGCAGCUGCCAGCCUUGCCGGCUUUCCUUCAUCAGAAUGUCGGUAAUGUGUUCUAAAACAGUUCUCAUUUGAAGAAAGAAAAGGAAAUGGU